Messenger RNA from Rhincodon typus (whale shark), 1197 nucleotides. Its product is annotated as tapasin. NCBI's taxonomy places the organism in Eukaryota, Metazoa, Chordata, Chondrichthyes, Orectolobiformes, Rhincodontidae. Bases 277 to 1182 code for a protein of 301 amino acids. The record is from RefSeq and is a predicted model, not a curated record. The transcript has 4 exons.
CCGGCACCCAGCAGGGAGAGUGUGUCAGAGACACGGGGAGUGGGGGAGGCUAUCCCACCGGUUCUGUGUUACAGCCGUCCCUCCCCCAACCCCAACCUCCCCCUGACCAUGUCACACACACACACAGAGAGAGAGAGAGAGAGAGGUCUGCAUUUCCAGGAAACAGAAAUGAAAGUAAAAGUGCUGGAUCUUUCGGCGCCUGCCUGGUUUCGAAGCUGUGCUGAGUUGGGGGAAAAGGACAGGGAGGAAUAUUGACUCAGUCGCUCCUCGCUGGAGAUGGAGUUUCUGUUUUACAAACUGCCCCUCAUCCUCAGCGUCUGCUCAGUACCAGCACUGAGCGAUGGCGGUCUCUCUGAGAACAUUGGCACUCUGGUUGACUGCUGGUUCGUGGAAGAACGUGGUGGAAAGAGCAGCUUCCCCAGUUCCAUCACCCAGGAACCAGCCGCCCUGCUCCUUCGCCACAUCCCGUACGAGGACAGAGAGUUUCCAGAACUUCCCGCCGACCUGCCCCUGCCCUCUGAGCUGAAGCCCGGCAGGUUCUUCGAAGUGAGAGAUUACUCACGGAUCAUGGCCCACCCCGGGUUCAGGGAGCCGAGAAACCCGAGGGAGAAGCCGCACUGCGAGAUUAAUACGUAUGGCCCACAGGAUUCUAGCGUCUCCUGGGCCACCCGCCUGACUGAAGAUGAAAAGACUCCAGCCUAUCAGUCCAGCAGCUGGUUCUGUAGCCACCUCCAGACUUUCGACCUGUCUUUCAGCGUGGCCAGUGUCCAUCGGGUCACCUCGGGCCUCAGGGAGACGGACGAUCUCUCUCCGCUUCAUACCUCAGUUGUCCUGAAUGUCUUCACCAGUACUCCAAGCAUGAAGACAAGGCUGAAACGUGACGUCCUCCUGGACUGCGGUUUCACCAUGGACAGGCAGACCGGUUUUGCCGUGGAGUGGCGCUACCAGUUCAAGGGCAGCGGGCACCUGGUUUACGCCUACAAUGGUGCUCAGGACCGGGUGGACAUGGCACAGGAGGGCACGGAGAUGUUCUUCUACGAGGCACACAGUCGGGGAAAUGCCUCGCUCUUGAUCCGGAACGUGGAAAUGAGGCACGAAGGGAGCUACAUCUGCACCGUCUACAUGCCGAACCUACACGCUCAGCAAUCCAUUGACCUCGAGAUUGCAGGUAAAACUCAAUAACCCCACCUGUUCUCA